Messenger RNA from Zingiber officinale, 1305 nucleotides. Its product is annotated as cinnamoyl-CoA reductase-like SNL6. The transcript has 5 exons. The record is from RefSeq and is a predicted model, not a curated record. Lineage: Eukaryota; Viridiplantae; Streptophyta; Magnoliopsida; Zingiberales; Zingiberaceae. Gene Ontology annotation, molecular function: 3-beta-hydroxy-Delta5-steroid dehydrogenase (NAD+) activity. Gene Ontology annotation, biological process: steroid biosynthetic process. The coding region runs from base 80 to 1165 and encodes 361 amino acids.
UACCAGCGAUCGACUAGGUUUGCUUCGCCGCUCGUUUUAGAAAAAAAGAUUUCAUUUUUAGUGAAAGAGGGAAGUGACGAUGGGGAUUUGGAGGAGGAGCGAUGCGGAGGCUGCGGCGGUAGAGGAGCUCCGGAAGGAGGUAAUGCGUCAAACUGGCAGCUCCGUAGGCAACGUGAGGAAGCCGGGGCCGGAUGGCGUCCGGCGGAAGAAGGACGGCGGAGCGGCGAGAGAGGGGCGCGAGGUGUGCGUCACCGGCGGCGUCUCCUUCGUCAGCUCCGCCAUCGUUCAACGCCUCCUCCGCCAGGGAUUCGCCGUUCGCCUUAUCGUGGAGAGCCAAGAGGAGAUGGAUAAGCUCCGCAUGACGGAUGUAAUCCAGCACACCGGCCUACGUCCGGCGAUAGCCGGAAUCAUGGACGUGGAAAGCUUGUGCCAGGCUUUCGACGGCUGCGCCGGCGUCUUCCACACCUCCUCGUCACUAGAUCCCGGCGGCCUCUCUGGCUACUCUAAACAAAUGGUUAACAUGGAGGUACGAGCAGUGGAGCAAGUGAUCAGAGCCUGCGUUAGAACAGAGUCCGUGAGGAAAUGCGUCUUUACCUCCUCUCUUCUGGCUUGUACAUGGCGGCAGAGUGACGGCCGGCGAGGUCCUUCCGUCAUCGACGAGCGUAGCUGGAGUGACGAGAGCCUCUGCCGGGACAAAAAGCUGUGGUUCGCGCUAGGGAAGACGAUGGCAGAGAAGGCAGCUUGGGAAGCUGCUCGAGGGAGCAACCUUCAUCUAGUAACUGUGUGCCCGGCUCUCGUGACCGGCCCGGAAUUCCACCGGCGCAACUCUACCGGAUCCAUCGCUUACCUCAAAAGAUCUCAAGAGAUGUUUGCAGGAGGAUUACUCGCGACGGUCGACUUGGAAACAGUUGCCGAUGCGCACGUAGCGGUCUAUGAAGCCGCCGCCAGCGGGCGAUAUAUCUGCUACGACCAUAUCGUUCAAAGGGUCGAAGAGAUGGAGGAACUGGAGCGGCGACUCGGCUUUCCUUUCAGCCUCGCGGGCGAGACGCCGGCGGCCGGCCCGCCCGCGUCGGAGCUGACGAAUCGGAAGCUUUUCCGGCUGAUGAAUUCAGGGAGGAGGUGUGCUUACGAUGUGUACUCUUUUCUUUCACGAGAACGAUCCUAACCAUUCUUGAAGUGAUCGAUAGGCGGGCGUUGCCGAUGAUAGUUGUUGGGAAUACAAUAAGUCCCAAAAGAUCAUGGUUAAUAAACUAUUUGAUUUAGAUUAAUGAUUAAUUUAAUAUUUAUUUAGAUUUUUUUUUCAAA